CACGUGAGGAACAGAUACAACUCUCUCUCUUUCUCUAUGUUGGUAGCUCUACCCCAUACAUUUUUCUAGAGCAAUUUGAAUGCCGUCAACUAAUUUUUUAUUCGUUUUGCACACAAUUUAGUUGAAGUACGGUUCUAUAAAAGCUCACAAAGAUUGGCAAUACAAGUAACAUAUUGCUUCAAAGGUCUGCAUCGUUAGUGAUCAUAUAUAUUUUCACACACAAACACACACACACAGUGUUGUAAGUUGUAACACAUUGUUGCAAUGGUGCAAGUGGCUCCAAGAGUCGAAAGCUUGUCAAGCAGUGGGAUCCAGUCAAUCCCAAAAGAAUAUGUGAGGCCCCAGGAAGAGCUAAUGAGCAUCGGCAACGUGUUCGAGGAGGAGAAGAGGGAUGAAGGGCCUCAGGUGCCCACAAUUGACCUCAAGGACAUCGAUGCACCGGACAAGGAGGUCCGGGAGAGGUGUUUCGAGGAGUUGAAGAAGGCGGCAACGGAUUGGGGUGUGAUGCACCUUGUCAACCAUGGAAUUUCCCAGGAUCUUUUGGAACGCGUCAAGGCUGCCGGAGAUGCCUUCUUCGAGCAGCCGAUGGAGGAGAAAGAGAAGUAUGCUAAUGACCAGGCCUCUGGGAAGAUACAAGGGUAUGGAAGCAAGCUAGCCAACAAUGCUAGUGGGCAGCUUGAGUGGGAGGAUUAUUUCUUCCACCUUAUCUUCCCAGAGGACAAGAGGGACAUGUCCACUUGGCCAAAGACACCAAGCGAUUACAUACCUGCCACAAGUGAGUAUGCCAAGCAACUAAGAGGCCUAGCAACCAAGAUUCUCUCAGUGCUAUCUCUUGGCCUAGGGUUGGAAAAAGGGAGGCUAGAGGAGGAAGUUGGUGGCAUGGAAGAGCUCCUUCUUCAAAUGAAGAUCAACUACUACCCCAAGUGUCCUCAGCCAGAACUGGCCCUAGGUGUUGAAGCCCACACUGAUGUGAGUGCACUCACUUUCAUACUCCACAACAUGGUCCCUGGUCUCCAACUGUUCUAUGAUAACAAGUGGGUCACAGCCAAAUGUGUCCCUAACUCAAUCAUAAUGCACAUUGGAGACACUAUUGAGAUCCUGAGCAAUCGCAAGUACAAGAGCAUUCUUCACAGGGGACUUGUCAACAAGGAAAAGGUUAGGAUUUCGUGGGCCGUUUUCUGUGAGCCACCCAAGGAGAAGAUCGUCCUCAAGCCCCUGCCGGAGACCGUGUCCGAGACUGAGCCGCCUCUCUUCCCGCCUCGCACCUUUGCCCAGCAUAUCCAGCACAAGCUGUUCAGGAAGACUCAUGACUCCCAUGAUACUAAAUGAGUACUGCUUUGGUUACCUUUAAUAUUAUGCCAUUACUUUUAUGUUAGGACAGUGAUCUUUAUUGUUUGAUUGCAUGUUUGAAGCGUUAAUCUGGGCAGGAACUACACCAUUGUAUUUGUCCUCUUUGUCUAAUACGUUUGAAGUUUUCUCCAAUUGUAAUCAUGGUGAUUUUGCCUGUGAAAAUCAACAAAUAUAUGUGUGUUAAAUAUUUAUAA
Molecule: messenger RNA, 1544 nt
Organism: Cornus florida
Lineage: Eukaryota; Viridiplantae; Streptophyta; Magnoliopsida; Cornales; Cornaceae
Product: anthocyanin synthase
Exons: 2
Coding region: 265-1329 (354 amino acids)
Source: RefSeq, a predicted model, not a curated record